This is a messenger RNA of Anoplopoma fimbria (sablefish), 3349 nucleotides long. RefSeq names its product 5-methyltetrahydrofolate-homocysteine methyltransferase reductase (gene mtrr). Gene Ontology annotation, cellular component: cytosol. Gene Ontology annotation, molecular function: flavin adenine dinucleotide binding; [methionine synthase] reductase (NADPH) activity; FMN binding. The record is from RefSeq and is a predicted model, not a curated record. The coding region runs from base 52 to 2298 and encodes 748 amino acids. Gene Ontology annotation, biological process: homocysteine metabolic process. The transcript is spliced from 15 exons. Lineage: Eukaryota; Metazoa; Chordata; Actinopteri; Perciformes; Anoplopomatidae.
UAAAAUUCCGUGACUGGACUGAGUGGAUUUCCACAGCUGUUUUGGUAAAGCAUGCCCUGUGAAGUGAAGCCUCGGAUAGUGGUUCUCUACGGAUCUCAGAAGGGCCAAGCCGAGUCCCUAGCUGAAGGAAUAGCUGAGCUGGCAGAGGAGCAUGGACUGGUUGCUGAGCUCAGUUGCUUGAACCACAGUGAGAAGUACAAUUUGGAGAAGGAGAACGCCCCAGUGGUCUUUAUUGUGUCUACUACUGGAGAUGGGGAGCCACCAGACAAUGCCCUCCAGUUUGUAAAGCGCAUCAAGAACAAGACCCUCUCCACUGACCACUAUAAACACCUCUGCUAUGCACUUUUAGCUUUAGGAGACACAAAUUAUGCAAAUUUCUGCAACUGUGGGAAGACAAUUGAGGGUCGUCUGCAGGAACUUGGAGCAAAACAAUUCUAUGCGACGGGAUAUGCAGAUGAUGGUGUAGGGCUGGAAGUGGUUGUGGAACCCUGGAUUGAAGGACUGUGGAAAGCAAUUAAAGGAGCCUUGUCAAAAAUGGCUUCUGAUAAGACUGACUUUCUGAAAGGAGAAGCAGGGGAUUCACCAAAGGAAACUCCUGAUUCAUCCAUGCCGGAUGUCCAACUAAACCUCUUGAGAAUAACUGACCACCAGAACUGCGAGUCGAUCAAAGCAUCUGUAGAAACUGUGUCCAAAUUAUCAACGGCUGCUUCAUCUUCAGCUUCUGCUACACAGACUGCUGUUUCUGAUCUCAGGCCAGCUUUUCCUGCAGGGAGCUCUGUGUUGGCAUCCCAGUCAUGUCGCACAGCCAGUCUUUCUACAUCAGCGCUGAAGACACAGACUGGGAAUCCUGGAGUUCCCCCUGUUGCUUUGUCAGCCUCACUGACAUGCUCCCUCCCGCCGCUGUCUGAGUCGUCUCUUAAUGUUCCUGCUCUGCCUCCUCCCUACCUCGAUGUCUCUCUUCAGGAGGUGGACUCAGUGGAACAGACUGUUGAACUGUUAAACAAAGAGACUCUCCAUGCGGCUCCCAUAUCCAGGGCAGUUCAGCUGACCACAGGAGAUUCAGUCAAGACGGCCCUUCUCUUAGAGCUGGACUUUUCUGCUCACCCGAUGCUGACCUACCAUCCAGGGGAUUCGUUUGAUGUGUUCUGCCCAAACAAAGCUACUGAGGUGGAGGAUGUGCUCCACAGAUUGGGCCUUCAUGACCAGAGGAACCACCGAGUACACAUUUCUCUACGUAAAGACACUAAGAAAAAAGGUGCCCAGGUGCCAUCCUACUCGUCCCAGAACAUUUCUCUGUUGUACCUGCUCACAUGGUGUCUAGAGAUCAGGAGUGUGCCUAAGAAGGCUUUUCUCCGAGCGCUGGUGGAGCACACGGGUGACAGUCUGCAGAGGAGGAGACUGCAGGAGCUCUGCAGUAGACAAGGCUCCGCCGACUACAACCUGUAUGUGAGAGACCCCAGCCUCAGCGUCCUGGAGCUUCUCGCAGCCUUCCCAUCCUGCUCGCCUCCUCUCAGCCUCCUCAUAGAGCAUUUGCCAAAACUGCAGCCCAGGCCUUAUUCAGCAGCCAGCUUCUGUCUUAGGUACCCAGGAAAGCUGCAUUUCGUCUUCAACGUGGUAGAGUUCCCAGCAUGCUCUGGGCGGCCUGCGGGGAGGCGAGGCUUGUGUACCGGUUGGCUGUUUGACCUCAUCAAUCCUGUCCUGGUUUUCUGUGAGAAGGAUGGAUCCUCCGGCAGCCCUGCUCUGCCAAAGAUCCAUGUGAGUUUGAGACCCAACUGCUCCUUUCGGCCUCCCUCUGACCUGUCGGCGCCCUUCGUUAUGGUCGGACCAGGGACGGGAGUCGCCCCCUUCAUCGGUUUCCUCCAGCAAAGAGAGCACGAGAGGAAGUCGAACCCUGAGGCCGUAUUUGGCGAGACGUGGCUGUUCUUUGGUUGUCGCCACCGAGAUCGAGACUACCUUUUCAGAGAGGAGCUGGAGGGCUUUGUGUCCAGCGGUACACUGAGCCAACUCAAGGUGUGUUUCUCCAGAGAUGACCAGACGGAGGAGGCCACCACCUCAACAGCUCGACCCAGAUACGUCCAACACAACCUGCUACUUAACAGCCAACACAUCACUGACAUCCUGCUCAAACAGAACGGUUACUUCUAUGUCUGCGGAGAUGCUAAGAACAUGGCUAAAGACGUGAACAACACCCUAAUGGAGAUGAUCCAAACAGAGCUGCAGGUGGACCAACUGGAAGCCAUGAAGACACUGGCAGGGCUGAGAGAGGAGAAACGCUACUUACAGGACAUCUGGGGUUGACAGCGGACCACCAGAUAAGGGCAUUUUGCAGCAUCCACUAGGCCUUUUAAUACCUUCAAAAAAAAAAAAAAAAUCAGCACGCUCAGCUGUAACUUCUGAAACCCUAGAAUUGUGGAUGCUGAAGCCCAGAGGUAGUUAACACCACCCAAUGCUACCUAGAUGGAAUUCACCAUGCUGACCAGGGGAUAUCGGUUCACUACCUCAUCUUGGGCUUUGCUGUUUGAACAGAAAUUAUCUUGGUCAGAGCAAGAGUGCUGGAGAUUGGUCCUGCAGUGUGAAAAUGCUUUUAGUGUAGACAAGCCUCCUCCGUUCGUCCUGUCUGGGGGAAAAAGGCUUUUACUUCCAUCGGUUGUGAUGGAGUGAUUUUGAUGAGACUGGUGGGUGCUCUGACCUAGAUGGAAAACAACACAGCAAUCUGUAGUUCUUUACCAACACACGCACACGCACACGCACACGCACACACACACACACACACACACACACACACACACACACACACACACACACACACACACGCACACACAUUAAAUAGUUCUUUUGUCAUUCCGGAGGAAAGCGGUCAUAUUUUUAGAACGUACGAGCCAAACCAUCACAAUUUACCUCUGGAGUCAUAAUCAGUAGCAAUUCUUUCAAAUUUUAAAGUUGUUUUGAUGGUUUACUCCAGUAUUGUACAGCAUCAUCAUAACGUCAUCCAAACUACUGUAGCUAUUUUUAUCUGUAAUGAAGACAGAUUUGAAUGUAUGCAACCCUAAAAAAAAUGUCACAUUUUCAUGUCCUUGGAGAUGAGUACGGUUAUCACAUUUAUCAUUUUACUGUGUUCAAUUUUAAAAACAGAGGGCGUGAUUCUCAAUGAUAAUGUGCAGCUCUGACCAAAGCAAUUUGUUUUACUGACUUUGUUUGUGCUUCUCUGCCACCACAUACUGAGCAGGCUGCCAGUUUGGAGACCGUGAACUCCAACUUUUCUAAGUCCUGCAAACCCGACAAAAAUCUCCCAAAGGGUGGUAAAAACAAACACAGCUGUGCCUUGUGUGAUCAGGAAUUAAAAGACAUU